Molecule: messenger RNA, 7557 nt
Organism: Penicillium angulare
Lineage: Eukaryota; Fungi; Ascomycota; Eurotiomycetes; Eurotiales; Aspergillaceae
Exons: 7
Coding region: 1-7557 (2518 amino acids)
Biological process (GO): protein deubiquitination
Cellular component (GO): cytosol; nucleus
Molecular function (GO): cysteine-type endopeptidase activity; cysteine-type deubiquitinase activity
Source: RefSeq, a predicted model, not a curated record
AUGGCAGAACCCCCGCCAGAGAGCUCUCACACCCCACCUGUCGCGUCCUUGAUUGACUCCACACGAUCUCACGGCGACUCGAUGGAAGAUUCUGAUCCCCAGGCGACCCGGAAACGUCCGCGCCUCGAUAGUGGAAGUCGCGUAGGAGAGUCAUUGUCCAUUGACGCCUGCGCGACUCCCGCAGCCGUUCCUGCCUCGGAGAUGGAUCUCACCCCGGAUUCAGGUCGCCCCAGUAAAGUGACGAUCAACGUGAAGUCUCCAAAUAUCGACAUGCCUUCAGAAAAGGUAGCACCCCCUUCAAAACAACCUGAACAACCUCACACCACCUCACAACCCCCAUCUCCAACCCCAAAUACCGACAUCCCCGAUACGACAUCCCCCAACGUGGUCUCCAUAUCCUCAUCGCCGGCGCAGAGCCCAGAAAUCGAGGUCGCAGAGCUGGAGGACAUGGACCAGUACCCAAACACAGGUAGCUGGGGGCCUCUUGAAGACGCAUUGCGUGACCAUGCGACACGGGAGGUGGUGGAGGUCCACGACACAGCCUCAUUGAUCGACUCAUUCCCAAGAUACCGAGAGGACCAAAACUCACGAGACAAUUUACGACGGGUUAUUCUGAUGAUGGAAAAGCAGGAUCAUCGCGAGGUCAAAUUUCUCACUGCGGUGAAGAUCUGGAUGGAUGACUGCGCAUGCAGCCUUGACCGACUAACCCCUGGUGCCUUUGUCGAAGAUCUUGAAUUCUGGGAGCUUUUGCCAAGCUUGGUAGAGGCCAUGAUGCGCAGAAACCAAGAACUGCCAAUAGAUGAUGGCAGAGGCACAUGGAUAUGUUUGGAAGAAUUUCUUUUAGAUUACAUCCAAAUCACGCUUCACCUGCUUCGCAUUGACAUCGUGUCCUUACGCCAGGCUGCAGAUGAGCCCGAAUCGCAAGGACAAGAGGCCGUGGCCCGCGGCUACUUGAAUUCCCUCGCCUGGUCGCUACAAUUUCAAAGCAUUCCGUUUUACCGCACCCUCCAGAACAUUUACGGUGAAGAACUAGACGAAUUUUUAACUCGGCUUAGGGCAAAAGCCAUAGCCCUAGGGGUGAUUACGGAUCUCGCAGAGUAUGCUUCGCUGCUGAUCGAGAACUCUGCCAAGUUUUCACACUGGAUAAACACGUUGAUUCCCAUCAUCCUUGCUCUGACCAGUCUCAUCGAUUGUACAUUGGAACCGCCACGGGACUCGACUGGAGAAUCAAGAAUUUCUGCGAUUUCUGAAACACAGCACCUGAAGCUAAUCUAUGAUACCAUCCGGUUGAUCGAUGGAAAAUAUCAGGAAUGGAUCGUCAAGAAGGCCCCAUGGCUUACUAGCGAUGUAAGCGAACAGCUGUUGCGUCAAAUUCCUCGCAGCUUUCAAUCGCUACUUGCCCGGGACCACGAAUUUGUUCAUCAUUUGUCACAAGACCUCUCAAUCGAGCUUCCAGAAGAUGCCGAUCUGACACAACAACAUUUGAUUAUCACAUGGGGGUGGAAGUUCCGAGUAUUAAAGAAGCAAAUCAUGGAAGGCCGUAUGGAACUUCGAGCCCAUGGUGUGGAAACUAUGCAGUCGGAGUUGGUUCUUGUUUGGAAGCAGCACAUCAGCGGACACCUCACAGCAGUCACAUCGCCAUCCAUCCAGUACUUGGUCCACUACAUUCAGGACAACAAGAUAGUAGAUUAUCUUGUUGGCGUCGACUCUCACCCCCAAUUGAUCAGCCGCAGCAGCAACAUCGUUGGUUUUUUGAUAGUGACAUCGACAUAUACAAAUAAGGAAACAGACAUUAUUUGGAAAACGGUGACAGAAAGCCAAGACAGCCGUUUCGUUUCCGAAGUUCUAUCGAUGCUUAUCCGAACAUUUUGUUUGCUUCCACGCGAUGCCCCUGAACUACUUUAUGCUUGCUCAAAGGUCUUGGAAUUCCCAUUAGACCGCUUCGAUGCUCGUGUCCUCGAGUUUUGUGACAGUUUGCUGAAUCAAAUAUCCCAACCCACCGAUCACACUGCUGGAAGCCCUCAUGUGGACACAAUUCCUUUGCGCAUUUGCCUGCGUUUGAUUAGAGAGAGUACUGCUGCAAAUAGCCUUUCUGUCGAUCAGAAAAAGCAGCUACAGAAUUUUGGUAGCAGACACCUUGAACGAUUCAUUAGACUCGGAAUCAGUGAGAACGAUAGGAUGGAGAUGUACGAGCGCUGCAUUCAGGAUAUUGCCGACAUGAAUGAAUUUACUGCGGGAAGUAUCCAGGUGCUCAGCGCUCUCAUUCCGAAUGACGACUCGCAAGAAAUGAGGAAGUUAGCGGAAGAGUUUGGUUUGACUCGUUUGGUCAUAAAAGACCUUCUCCACACUGUGAACAGCGAAACAGACUCCAGCGAUGGUUUCUCCCACCAUGGUAUUAUUUCGCGAAUUGCACUAUUGUUCCGCCUCAUCGACAUGGCACCAGACACAAUCACGGCUGAUCUCGGGAAAUCUUUUUGGAAUGAAAUUCUCACUUCAAAUAAGCUGGGAGAUGAUGGUUAUACAGCCGCUUGGGGCCUGAUGGUCAAAACGUUGAGUCGGAGUUCCAAACCAAAUGGAUUCCUGGAUAGAUGCAUUCAUGAAUAUUUACCUGAGUUGUCGCCCACCGCCUACACUCCGGAACUCCUCUCAUUUGCAAAGCAGUCGAUUGGCUAUGAUGUUAGGUUCCACCCACCCUCGCCGGCGAGUGAGGAUGGAAUUGUAACCAUUCCUGGAAUGGAGCGUAUCUGGACCUUCGUUUUGACAGCCCUUCCGGGCACGAUCGAGGCCGAGGUUACAAAGUUUGCCAUCGAAGUUUACUUAGACCAUCCGAUUAUCCGGACUUCUCCACGCCGAGCCGUUGAAGCUACUCACAUUUCGAUUGUCAAUCGUUGUAUCGAUCAGCUUCAGUCUACUGCUGCAACUUUGCGGACCCCAACAGGAACCGACACGGAUGAAGGGUCCAUGGAACAGGACCUUCCAUCCUCGAGUAUGGGUGCGGAUGAGAUCAAGUUUAGACGUUCUCUUCUAUUCCUUCGACAAUUCUUAUAUGGAUUGCGAUCUCGGCCGCACUACAGUCCCCCGAGAGGGUCUCCACCUCGCCUUCCAGACCGGCCAUUGAAGGGCAACCCAAUAGAGAUCUCUUGGCAGUCAUUUGGGAGCUCCACUUCUUCGGUAAAUAAGCUGGAAAUUGGCGAUCUUUCGACGGCAGCGGAGUUAAUGGACAAAUUUACACAACUCACAGGGUUCUCAAAGAUGAAAGUAAUCUGGGGAGGUCGGCGUAUCGACCUGCUUAAGGAACCGGAAACUUUAGUGAAAGACAUGAAGCUUUCUAGCGGCCUGUUAAUGAUUCAAAAGGCAACGGAUUCCCAAGAUGUGCCUCGUGAUAAUAAACGCCAAAUUCUUACAACCGUUGAUUCUGAGGUUCUCAAACAUUUUGAUGAAAUUUAUGAGCUUUUAUCCCUCAAGGAUGACUUAGCAAGGGAAAUUUUCGACUUUUUGAGCGUCUUCCCACCGCAAGAACGCAUAACAGAGCUGUUCAGUUCAGAAAGCCAGAAUAACGAGGCCCUUUUCCCUCUCUCGAAGCCAUUUGUUGCAUUUUACUCACUGAAUGCGCUCCAGGCGAAGCUUCGCGAAGAAGUCAUCGAGGUAAACCCCGAACAAACCUUUGUCCCUCACAGCAUUGCGAUAUUGGUGGAACUUUUGAUGAAUGCGGAACUUUUGCAAUCUCUCAAACAUAACUUUCUUCGACUUGCUCUAGCUACAUCGUCAAUGGAAUGUCUUUUAAAUGCCAUCACUGUCUCCCGCUCUGAACACGACGAUUCCCCCUUGAUUCAAGAUGCAGCCCCUUUUGUUGAGCACAUUUUGAGUGUGAUCGACAUUGUCCGAUCUAUACCAGCAACACCUGCGACGGCCAGCUGUACUCAAAAGCUUAUCUGCACCUCGUUUGCGGUGAUUGUCGAAGGUUCGACACGUGAUUACAAAUUCUGGGAGGCAGUGAAACAGCAUUCUCAAUUCGACCAACUGAUACAUGGGUUACUUCUGAAGGAAUGCCGACAAUCCAUUAGAAAUGAUGUUUCCGAGAGGCUCAAAACGAUUUGCAGCCCAUCCAAGUUUCACAAGCAAUCAGCAAAGCUGGCGGACGAUGGGGUGCAGUCACAAACUCCAGUCGAAAGUCCUGUUCGAAUAGACAUGCUUGCCACAAUUUGGAACUCAUUAGCUCAGUCUAUGCCCGACUGUUUACAAUAUUCUACCCGUUCGGCCGAAUUUUUCAAAGUCGCUAUUUGGAUAUUUCGCUUUGUUGCUGAGAAGUCGCCGCGGGAUAUCAUUUUCAGUCGGUAUCUUAAGGAAUGGAGCGAAAUAAUGCUCCGUCACAAGACAGAGGAGUUUGUUGGACGUGAAAUCGUCGAUGAUCUUAUUCUUGGGUUUGCUGUUCUGGUGGAGCUUUGUCUUGAUAUGGCGAACUUGGCCAAUAUUGAGCUGGAGACCUUUGACCUUGCAGACCAAAUAAUGAACAAGUUUCUUAUCCCCGACUUGUCUAUGGACGACGUUGAAGGCCCGGUGACCCCCCGAAUCCCACUGCAGCAUUCACUCACUCGCCUUAAGUUGCACAAUAUUGUCGCUCUAUUGUGCAAGCGCAGCAAUGAAAGCCUGAACCGAACUUUGAAGCAUUUGGAAGACGUGGUGCCACGCGACGUUUCAUACGGCCCCAACUCGAGUUAUGACCGGUCAAAAAUGAUUCGAGCUCCGGAGGGAUAUGCUGGAUUGAAGAACCUCUCGAACACCUGCUAUCUUAAUUCCCUGAUGACGCAACUAUUCAUGAAUGUAGAAUUCCGGGACUUCAUGCUUCAUCUCAAUCUUGUGGACUCCCAAUCUUCUCAGACACUUCUAGACGAAACCCAAAAGCUCUUCGCGUGGAUGCAAGAUACUUGGACGAAGAGCGUGGACCCGCAGUCCUUUGUUGAAAGUAUUCGUACUUAUGACAACGAGGCGAUUGACGUUACAAUUCAGAUGGACGUCGACGAAUUUUACAAUCUACUUUUCGAUCGAUGGGAGGCUCAGAUUGUCGACUCAAAAGACAAAAAGAAAUUCCGCUCAUUCUACGGUGGUCAGUUGGUUCAACAAAUCAAAUCUAAGGAGUGUUCUCAUAUCUCAGAGAGGUUGGAGCCAUUCUCUGCUAUCCAGUGUGAUAUCAAGGGCAAGGCAGGUCUUGAAGACAGUUUGCAGGCCUAUGUCGAAGGUGAGAUUAUGCAAGGUGACAAUAAAUACUCCUGCACGGCAUGUGGUCGGCAUGUUGAUGCUGUCAAAAGAGCUUGCCUAAAGGAUGUGCCUGAUAACCUCAUCUUCCAUCUGAAGCGAUUUGACUUCGACAUGGUCACAAUGACGAGAAGCAAAAUCAACGACGAAUUUCAGUUUCCAGAUAAAAUCGAUAUGACGCCAUACAGUGUGGAGCAUCUAUCUGAGCCGGAAACCCCCAUCGAGCCGGAUGUCUUCGAAUUGGUUGGUGUUUUAGUUCAUACUGGUACCGCGGAAUCCGGUCAUUACUACUCGUACACUCGAGAGCGGCCCGCUGCAGGCGUCCUCCCGUCAUGGGUUGAAUUCAAUGAUUCAGAUGUCACUCGUUUCGAUCCUUCCACGAUCGCCGACCAAUGCUUUGGUGGCCAGGGUGAGUCAAUGCAAGGUAUGGGUGGGGUUCAUAUCAACAAAGUGUGGAAUGCCUACAUGCUAUUCUAUCAACGUGUUUCAACCAUGGAACUAUCAAAACAGUCUUACCGUCCGCUGAAGGAAGACUACCCAGUACGAGUUCCAGUGCCAACUGAAUAUGCGAAUUACAUUGCUAUGGACAAUGAGCUAUUCAUUCGUACAUACUGUCUUCUAGACCCAUGCUACACAGGUCUUGUGCAACGCCUACUUGAGCGGUUACGGAAUACCGAUGCGGCAUAUGUUCAUCGACCGGAACUUGAACUCCUAGCCGUGGAAAUUGGGCUGGAUACUUUUGAGCAAUUGAUUGCUCGAACAAAAGAAUAUCAAGGUGCAGAUCAGAUUUGUACUGAGAUUUACAAACUGCUCAGCCGAAAUCCACAUGCUGCGAUUCAAACCCUCAAGUGGGUAUCCGAUCGGGAAACCUCCCUCCGCAAUAUUAUCUUGCGAACUUCGAAUAGCGAUAUUCGACAGAAAGGAAUUAUGCUCAUUAUGGGCUCUUUGAAACGCCUGAGAGUGGCCUUGAGGGAUACUGAUAUCGAUGAAACCGAGCGCCUGCGCUUGCAAGGCGAAGCUGAGCGACACGUUCGGCGUAUGCUGACCAUGCUGCUGAAUCUUUGGCCUUCCAUCCAUACAGUCCCUCGCGCAUGGGAAGAUUAUUUCGAUUGUUUUCUCAAACUCGCCGAUUGCGGAUCAGAGGUCAUUGCCAUGUUACUUGAAAAGGGCGUCUUUGCAUUGUGUCUAGAAGUUAUUUGGCUCGAUCAGGAAGAUAAGAUGGAGCUCCGACAUAUUUACCCACACUACACGAGGAUGUUGGAAAAGGGCCGUCGAUUCAUCUAUACGAACAUGAUGAUACUCUGUGCGGUCUUCUUCAAAAACAUUGAUUUUACCACUCCUCCGGUUCCAGAUGCCACAGUUCGGCACCCGUUGCCGAAUGGCAAGUAUUCGCUCAGUGAAUAUGAAAGCAAAUACAUCUUCAUUUCAGAAGAUGAUGGAAGUCUCGCAUUCUUGAUGAAGAUGUUCCAGCAUGAGCAGUUUGGCCUCCAACAAUCAUGCCUGGACAUUUUCGCAACAUUUGUCGUAGCAGAGCCAGAGGCGCGGGUCCUGGACCGGAUCGUCAAGACGUUAGAAGUCGGGUUGCGACUGUCCCCAGCUGACAUUUGUGCGCCAUUCCUCGGAGCUGCAAUUGUUUUCUGCAAGCAUGCACCUGACGACACAGAAGUCAUUAACAUGAUUGACUUUGUGGCCAAGGGAGUAGACUCGAUCAACAACAGUGGAGGGGUGGAUCACCUUGACUUUUUCCGCCAGCUCUGUACCCCGAAUACCGUUAAUGAGCGACUUUCAUUGAAUACCGAGUGGUUUUUAUCUGUUGUUCAACAAAGAAUUCCAGAUUUUGUUCCAACAUUGCUUAUUGACCCCGAGAGAGUUGUCCGCCUAGAGACACUCGAUCUUGCCAACAGGCUUCUUUUUGCUACGGACAGCGAUGAAGAGAUGUCGGAGGGACCGCCUUCUUUGAACAUUAUGAUUGGCAAGCAGCUGGGCAGAGCUUGCGUUGAAAAAGUCAACAGAACCUUCCUCACAGGACAGACCGCAAGUGUUGAGUCUAGGCUGGUCUACGGAAUUACCUCAACCAUCACCCAUUGCGUGGAAAACUAUUUCGAUUCCAAUGCUGAAGACGAACAGGAAUUCGUCGACCAGGCCAACGAUACCCUGCGUCUGCUCGACCAAAUUACAGUCCAUGUUCCCGAUGAAAUCGUCUCAGUUGGGCUCCCAGAAUCCGAUAUGCCCUCUGCCGAAGAAUGGGAAGCAACAUCGGCACUAGCCAGCGACUCUGAGAUGGGACUUGCGGCGUCUCCUUAA